Fundulus heteroclitus (mummichog) is the source of this 1259-nucleotide messenger RNA. Its product is annotated as olfactory receptor 49-like. NCBI's taxonomy places the organism in Eukaryota, Metazoa, Chordata, Actinopteri, Cyprinodontiformes, Fundulidae. Gene Ontology annotation, cellular component: membrane. Gene Ontology annotation, molecular function: G protein-coupled receptor activity; olfactory receptor activity. The transcript has a single exon. Bases 92 to 1045 code for a protein of 317 amino acids. Gene Ontology annotation, biological process: G protein-coupled receptor signaling pathway. The record is from RefSeq and is a predicted model, not a curated record.
GCUUCAUGACAUAGAUGGAAAGGCUCAGAGCAACGCCAUAAACUCAGAAAUGAGGCAGUCUAAGGUCAACUAGAAGUCUUUUUGACAGAAAAUGUUAAUCUGGGCUGUUAUGAUGGAUAAUGUUUCGGUGAUUACCAUGUUUACUCUUUCAGGGUUAAGUGGGACAGUCAGCCUCAGAGUUACUCUCUUUGUGCUCACUUUGCUGUGUUACUGUGUGAUUUGGCUGGUGAAUCUGAUCAUUAUUGUGAUGAUAAUCGUGGAUAAAAGCCUCCAUGAACCAAUGUACAUCUUCCUCUGCAAUCUGUGCAUCAAUGGACUCUACGGGACAACAGGAUUUUAUCCCAAAUUCCUCCACGAUCUCCUGUCGACCACACAUUUAAUCUCUGUUCCUGGAUGUUUUCUGCAGGGUUUUGUGUUGCACUCUUCAAUCUGUGCUGAUUUCUCCUUGCUCGCUUUAAUGUCUUACGACAGAUACAUGGCUAUAUGUCGACCUCUGGUGUACCACUCCAUGAUGACUAAAAGAAAGAUUUGUUUUUAUGUGCUUUUGUCUUGGAUUAUUCCUUUUUGCGUUAUAUUCAUUGGCACAGGGACAACAGCCACAUCAAGGUUAUGUGGCUCCCACAUACCAAAGAUCUAUUGUGUGAACUGGUUAAUUUCUAACCUUGCUUGCUCUCCCCCCAUGGCUCAGGUCAUUUAUCCAGCUUUUAGUUACACUUUUUAUUUUCUCCACGCAGUUUUCAUUGUUUGGUCUUAUGCUUAUCUGAUCAAAACCUGCCAAACAUCAAAAGAGAACAAACAUAAGUUCAUGCAGACGUGUUUGCCACAUUUACUCACUUUGAUAGUGUUCCUUGGAUCUGUGGCGUUUGAUUUGCUGUAUAUGCGGUUUGGCUCAAAGGAGUUGUCGGAACAUUUGCAGAAUUUCAUGGCAAUAGAGUUUCUCGUUGUUCCACCGAUCAUCAACCCCCUGAUAUAUGGUUUCAGACUCACACAGUUAAGAAAAAGAGUCUCACGUUUCAUAUGCGGCAGGAGUUCAGGUUUUAGGUAAAUGGGAAAAACAAAUCUAGCAAAUCUGUGGCAUUAGAUAGAAAGUGGAACAGCUUGUUUUGCAUAUUUUACAUUCAUGAAAUUAAUGUAAUUUGCUUUAUUUCUUUUUUAUUAUAGUCUAGUAUAUUUUACAGUUUAUUGUCCAUCACCUUCUGAGAUGGUAAUUGUUCUUUAGUUUCUACAAGAUGAUUAAAGGCAUGGACUAGUGUAGCAAA